ACCGCGCUGGGGCCGAGGGGACGAUGGAGAAUUUCACCGCGCUGUUUGGAACUCAGACUGACCCUCCACCGCCUCCAAGCGCCCUCGGCUUCGGGCCAGGAAAACCUCCGCCCCCUCCUCCCCCUCCUCCGGGCGGGGGACCCGGCACGGCCCCGCCCCCCACCGCGGCCUCGGCACCCCCCGACAAGUCAGCGGCUGGUUGUGGGCCGUUCUACCUGAUGCGGGAACUGCCAGGAAGCACAGAGCUGACAGGCAGCACUAAUCUGAUCACACACUACAACCUGGAACAUGCCUACCACAGGUUCUGUGGGAAGAAGAUGAAGGAGAAGCUGAGUAACUUCUUGCCGGACCUUCCAGGGAUGAUUGACCUGCCAGGUUCCCAUGACAACAGCAGCCUCCGCUCCCUCAUUGAGAAGCCCCCAAUUCUUAGUGGCUCUUUUAAUCCCAUCACAGGGACCAUGCUGGCUGGCUUCCGCCUCCACACUGGCCCACUGCCGGAGCAGUGUCGUCUGAUGCACAUUCAGCCUCCCAAGAAGAAGAAUAAGCAAAAGCACAAACAGAGCCGUACCCAGGAUCCUGUUCCCCCAGAAACACCUUCUGAUUCAGAUCAUAAGAAAAAGAAAAAGAAAAAAGAGGAGGAUCCUGAGCGGAAAAGGAAGAAGAAAGAGAAGAAGAAAAAGAAGAACCGACACAGUCCGGACCACCCAGGGGUGGGCAGCUCUCAGGCCAGCAGCAGUAGUAGCCUCCGCUAGUGGGACCCCCGGGCUGUCCCCAAGGACUUUCCUGCUGCCUGGAACCUGCUGAUGAAAGCGGCCUUCCUAGCCCUUGGACACCGCCUUGGGAGCACCCCCGCAACUGGACAGCAGCAGCCCCGCCGUGCUCAGGACUAAGGUGUUAGGAGGAGGGCCACCUUUUUUGUGAGGUCCAGCCCAGUUGGCGUUCUCAUGGACAGUUUUUCCUCUCCCAGGAAAUUCUCUUUCCAUUUCUUUUGUGCAAUUUGUCUAACUUUAGGAUUUCAUCUGUUAGGGCUUUUCUUUGGGUUAACAAAAUUUUUACAUUUUCAAACUGGCUAAAAGUGUGGCUGCCUGCUGAGAGUAAGUGCCUUUCCAUAUGAGUUAGGGUGUAAGCUGAGGCACACUAAGAUCUGAAGAGAUUUGGGUCUUGUUACAGUUUCUUAUUAGCAGGCAGAUACAGAACCAGAAUGAGACUGAAGGACAUGGUCCAGAGUGAGGCAGAGCUUCCUAAUGAAUGCGCCUGCCUCAGACACCUGACUCUGGAAUGCUCUGCCCGAGGUGCAGAACCAUGCGCCUGGACAACCUCCAGGGUCCAGCUGAAGGACUGAUGAGCCAGCCUGGACUCAAACUGUGUUCUAGGUUGAUUGUGCUGAAUCAGAAUAGCCAACUGAGAAGUGCCCACACUCACCAAUAUAUUUCAACAAAGUUAAUUUGUGGUCAGAACUGUUUUUAAAUAAACCUCUGGCAAGUGAAGGUAAUGAUUCUUGCUUUGAAAGAAUUUUUGACCUGCCUCAUUCCUCAGUAAGAUACUGUGUUUCACUGAUGUGAAAACAUUUCUAAGCUCCUCAAACAAGGCAGCCUAAACUAGCAAAAUGUAAAAUAAAUUCCUUCAGUCUUUGUAGCAGGCCAGUUAACUGAAAAAAACCGGGGGGAGAGAGGGACUCCCAAGCUAAUGUAACCUCAGCUAAAUUUGCCACAGGACAGUUAGAAUCUUGCAGUGUGCCAAGGUUAUUCCUUCAUCAGCAGAAGGGAAACCAGUCUUAAUUCUAGGAUUUCAAAGCAACAGUUUAUCUACUUAAGUUAUAGACAGUACAAUCAAGGGUCCUAGCGACUUUUCCUGGGGUCUCAUGUCAGAGGACCGGCCUAUUUAAAGUGAGGGCACAGCCCUCUGUUGUCUGACAAGCAAGAGACAACAGGAGCUAUUCAUUGAGCCCCACCAUGUGUCACUGCUUGCAACAGGCUUCCCUUCCAUCAUCCACUGUCUUCCAAAGUGAGCCUGCCUUUCUAGAGAAAACACUGUGCGCUAAGGAACAACGAACGGCACAGUGCAAGGUCUCUCAGCUUGGAGAGAAGCAGCUUUGAUGGAAGCAAGGUAUCCUUUUUCAGGGCUCUUUCAGUCAAUCAUGGGGAACAAAACCAGGACUUACUGUCUUAAAUGAUAACCACCUUUCACUGCAGUCACCCCUAAAUGUGCACCAGGCCCAGAAGCGGGGUUA
Messenger RNA from Condylura cristata (star-nosed mole), 2230 nucleotides. RefSeq names its product mediator complex subunit 19 (gene MED19). NCBI's taxonomy places the organism in Eukaryota, Metazoa, Chordata, Mammalia, Eulipotyphla, Talpidae. Gene Ontology annotation, biological process: positive regulation of transcription by RNA polymerase II. The transcript has 5 exons. The record is from RefSeq and is a predicted model, not a curated record. Gene Ontology annotation, molecular function: transcription factor binding; transcription coregulator activity. Bases 24 to 752 code for a protein of 242 amino acids. Gene Ontology annotation, cellular component: mediator complex.